This is a messenger RNA of Blepharisma stoltei, 426 nucleotides long. NCBI's taxonomy places the organism in Eukaryota, Ciliophora, Heterotrichea, Heterotrichida, Blepharismidae. The record is from the annotation of a GenBank genome assembly.
AUGAAGAAUAUUUAUCUGGCUCUUUAUAUGAAACUUCUGAAGAGCAAGAAGUGGCUCAAAAUUCAAAAGCAAGUUUCUUCUGGGGUAAAAGCUUUGGUUGGAUCAAGUGUAGCUUUAGCAAUGCUUAAUACAAACCCUUCUGGACUAUGAACUAUGCUAAACACUAUUCAAUUUAUUUCCUACAUACCUUAUGCAAGCUACCCUAUAUCAGACAAAGUUUCAGCAUUUUUUAAGUCAAUGAACGAUUUCAAUUUUGUUCCAAAUAUGUUUUCAUUUUUUAUUGAUGAAAAUAACAAAUAUCAGCCUUAUUACCAAGCCAAAAAAUAUGGAUAUGAUAGCUAUUUGAUACAUGUAAAUAUUGGAAAUGAUAUAACUGCACUGUGCAGCAUUAUAACUGCGAUCCCUAUCGUUUUAUUUUUUUUCUAA